AUGAAUACAUCCAGCAACACGGAAACCACCCUGGGAGCUUCAAUGCCGUUAUAUGCCUUAUAUGCCUUUUUUCAGAGCUCACCUGCGACAUGGAGUCUUAUCGCCGUCUCCUCAUCUAUCAUUUCAUACCUAUUCUUCGCCAGUCCUAUACUCCAGUCUUCUUCAAGCAAGGCCCAGCGGGCCAAGGUUAUGAAGCAAGCAUUCAAGGCUAUCGAGAACCAAACUAUAGCACCUAAGAAUGUAGAGACAAGCAAGCUUAAGGUGGCUCCGUCGAAUACAAUGCAAAUUAGCAAACUCUGGAUAUAUCCUAUUAAAUCCAUCAGAGGAUGCCCUGUUUCUCAGGCGGUGUUGACCAGGGAAGGAUUUUAUUUGGAUCGAAGAUUCAUGCUCCUAAAAGACCUCGAGGAAACCCCUCGCAAGCUUCAAAAUAUGCACGUGCCUGCCUUCCCAAACAUGAGUCUCUUCCAUACGGAAAUCAGAGGCGAGACGCUCAUUGUCAGCUAUCGAAGUCCUGGAACGGCUGAUCCCACCGGCGAGACCCUUGAAGUUCCACUCGAGCCUUCAAACCUGGAAUCGCUGGAAAGGUUGCCUAUUAAUAUGCACGGCAGCCAUACCACGGCUUAUGAUUUGGGCACAGAAUGCAGCAAGUGGUUCUCGGACAGAUUCGGCUUCAAAGUCGUCUUGGCAUACUGGGGAGGAAAUCCACGCCCCGUCCUCGGAAACCUGCCCGGUCAGCCAGCAAAUCAAGGCCGGAAGAAGAAGAACAUAGUUGUGGAAACCGUAAGUCGGAUACCAGUGCUUAGGUCUCUGGUUGAUGACGAUGAUGAUGGAAUUAUUGCGUUCAACGACUGCGCUCCAUAUUUGGUCAUCAACGAGAAAUCAGUUGCCGACGUCUCGACGCGCUUACCAGAGGACAUGGAGAUGGACCACACGAAGUUCAGAGCCAACAUCGUGGUUAAAGGCUCGAGCAAAGCUUUUGAAGAGGAUUUCUGGGGCGAGUUGUCUUUUGGGGAUGAUUCUAAGAUUAUUCUGACAGGAAAUUGUGCGCGAUGCAACUCCCUGAACGUGGAUUACAAUACUGGCGAAGCUGGAAAGGGCAAGGACGGCGAGAUCAUAAAGCUGCUGCAGAAGGAUCGUAGGGUUGAUCCGGGUACUAAGUACAGCCCGGUCUUUGGGAGGUAUGGCUUUGCUAGCAGGGAAUCGGAGGGGAGAGUGCUAAGUGUUGGGGAUGAGGUUUUGGUGUCGAGGAAGAAUGAUGAGAGAACUGUUUUUUAUUGGCCUGGUAUAUCUACAGCUUAA
Lachnellula hyalina is the source of this 1299-nucleotide messenger RNA. RefSeq names its product Mitochondrial amidoxime reducing component (gene MARC2). Lineage: Eukaryota; Fungi; Ascomycota; Leotiomycetes; Helotiales; Lachnaceae. Gene Ontology annotation, molecular function: catalytic activity; molybdenum ion binding; pyridoxal phosphate binding. Bases 1 to 1299 code for a protein of 432 amino acids. The transcript has 4 exons. The record is from RefSeq and is a predicted model, not a curated record.